AUGACAGAGAUGACCAAUCUCAAAGGUGAGUUCCUCAUGAACCAAGCUUCCAAUGAGAAAUGCCUGAACGAUUUCGCGGAAACCUUGCGCAAUUACGAGAGAGAGAACCGAGACCUUGCCAGACUCAUCUACCGUUUCUUCGAAGAGAUAGACGCCAUCUGGAAGGUACUCGGAAAGGACAGAACAUGCAACACCGUACUUCGUGAGUACCAAAUUGAAGAAGGAAUUUUCGAGGAAGAAGAGAAACACGAAGAAGAAGAGGAAGAAGAAGAGAAACACGAAGAAAAGGAAGUUUGGGCAACCCUUGUUGCCGAUGACGGUUACGAAAUUUCCCAACCCUACCCAUACAAAAUCCGCAACAAGGAGACCGGCAAGGUUCUUACCCCAGUCCUCAACAACUUGGGACACUUGAGCCUUACCCUUCGGAAUUACGGUACAAUUUCCAUGGGAAGGCUUGUCGGUAUGCAAUGGGUUCCAAAUCCAAACAAGAAGACGAAGGUCAGACACAUUGACGGUGACAAGCUCAACAACCGUAAGGAGAACCUCGAGUGGUUCUAA
Messenger RNA from Trichomonas vaginalis G3, 558 nucleotides. Its product is annotated as MazG nucleotide pyrophosphohydrolase domain-containing protein. Bases 1 to 558 code for a protein of 185 amino acids. The record is from RefSeq and is a predicted model, not a curated record. Lineage: Eukaryota; Parabasalia; Trichomonadida; Trichomonadidae. The transcript has a single exon.